This is a messenger RNA of Ustilago hordei, 1371 nucleotides long. RefSeq lists its product as uncharacterized. The record is from RefSeq and is a predicted model, not a curated record. NCBI's taxonomy places the organism in Eukaryota, Fungi, Basidiomycota, Ustilaginomycetes, Ustilaginales, Ustilaginaceae. Gene Ontology annotation, biological process: protein lipoylation. Gene Ontology annotation, cellular component: cytoplasm; mitochondrion. Bases 1 to 1371 code for a protein of 456 amino acids. The transcript has a single exon. Gene Ontology annotation, molecular function: lipoyltransferase activity.
AUGAUCGUGACAAUAGCCAACCUCAGAGUCCCCUCAAACUCGUCCCUCGGUCGUCUCAGCAUCGGAUUACAGAGCACCACAUCACAAAGGCCACUAGCCUCGUCUCUUGCAAAACUCACAUUGAGAGCACGACUGUUCAGCAGAACAUGCUCCGCCACAGCACCGGCUUCGGCACCACAAGCCUACGUCUCACUCUCCACCAAUCCCUGGUUCAACCUUGCAUUCGAAGACCACCUAUUCCGCACGAUCGACCCUUCCACCCCGAUAUGUUUCCUCUACCGCAACUCACCAUGCGUUGUAGUUGGUCGCAACCAGAAUCCAUGGAAAGAGCUCAACGCUUCCGCGAUGCGCUCGAUCGGCCUACCCAUGGUACGUCGCCGUUCGGGUGGUGGAACAGUAUACCACGAUCUCGGCAACACCAACUACUCAUUCCAUAUUGCUCGUGAAGCAUUUGAUCGACGAACCCAUGCCGAGCUGGUUGCUCGUGCUCUCAACUCUCCGCCAACUGGGCUGCAGCUGAGUCGUAGUGAUUUGGCACGAACGGAUGUGGGAGCUUAUGUCAAUGGGAGGAAUGAUAUUUGCAUUCGUGUUAAGCAAGGGUAUGAUAGCAAAUCGACCAACAAGACGUUUGAGGAGGCAGAUGAGAAGGGCUAUGAAGAGAGGAAAGUCUCGGGCAGUGCGUACAAGUUGGUCAAUAAGAGAGCCUAUCAUCAUGGAACGAUGCUCCUCUCGGCAAGUCUGGGGAGUUUAGGUAGCUCACUGAGAAACGAUAGAGGAGAGUUGCUGGUGACAAAAGGAGUAGCAUCCGUGCCUGCACCUGUGGCAAACUUGAGCGAUGCUUUCCCCGAUCGAAAAGCGAUGCUCAGCCACGAUAUGUUUGUCCAAGCUGUUGUCGACGAGUUCCACCGCACCUGCCCUUCCUCCUGCGAAAGCAAGGAAAAGGUAGUGCAAGUAGACGAAUCAUCACUCGACCGUCUCGAUCUGAACCAAGGCCGAUGGAAGCUAGCCGAAAACAUGUCAGAACUUCAAAGCUGGCAAUGGCUAUUCGGUCAAACGCCUGAAUUCACCCAUCGAGUCUCGCUCGACGCUAGCGACACACAAGCUCGGGCAGCGUUUUCGAUCGAGAUGCACUGCAAAGAGGGGAUUGUACUCGAGGCAAAGCUGGUAGAAGCAAGCUUCGAGGAUGCUACAAUCGAAAGAGAAGUUCGUGGGAUGGUGCAAGGACUGCAGGGGAGGAGAUAUGAUGAGCUAGCCUUGCCACCGCCUUGGGGACCCAGCUCUGAGCUUAGCCUCCAACACCAAGGUGCCUCGCCGAAAGGAGGCUCGAGCGUACAAGACAAGCUGUUGGCAUCCUUGCGCACUGUUCUGUAG